CUGUUCAGCUCAUCGCUCGCUCGCAUAUUUUUCUCGCUAUCCCUUCCGAUCAGUUCGGUAGUUCUUAUUUCUAGUUUGCUGCUUUGUAACUAUGGCGAAGGCGGAGAAGAAGCCGGCGGAGAAGGCUCCCGCGGAGAAGACCAAGGCCGAGAAGAAGAUCCCCAAGGAAUCUGCUUCGUCUGACAAGAAGAAGAAGAAGAAGGCGAAGAGCGUUGAGACUUACAAGAUUUACAUCUUUAAGGUGUUGAAGCAGGUGCAUCCUGAUAUUGGGAUCUCGAGCAAAGCCAUGGGGAUCAUGAACAGUUUUAUUAACGAUAUCUUCGAGAAGCUUGCGCAGGAGGCUUCUAGACUGGCUCGCUACAACAAGAAGCCCACCAUCACCUCACGGGAGAUUCAGACGGCUGUCAGGCUUGUGCUGCCCGGCGAGUUGGCCAAGCAUGCCGUAUCUGAGGGGACCAAGGCCGUCACUAAGUUUACCAGCUCUUAGAAUUGUUAAAAGGGCCUUGACUUGGCAAUCUUUGAAUUAGGCAUUUCACAUUGUAAAGGGUUUGAAAAAUUUUAGUCCGUUCUCUGUACUGGAAGCUCAUCGUUAAAGCUUUAAUGGGAAAAAAAUUGCUUUUGUUUUCA
This is a messenger RNA of Neltuma alba, 627 nucleotides long. RefSeq names its product probable histone H2B.3. Gene Ontology annotation, molecular function: structural constituent of chromatin; DNA binding; protein heterodimerization activity. Gene Ontology annotation, cellular component: nucleosome. The transcript has a single exon. The record is from RefSeq and is a predicted model, not a curated record. Lineage: Eukaryota; Viridiplantae; Streptophyta; Magnoliopsida; Fabales; Fabaceae. The coding region runs from base 92 to 487 and encodes 131 amino acids.